AUGUCGCGACCAGAAGACACACUCCCCCCAGACCUCUUCUACAAUGACACCGAAUCCCGCAAAUACACCACCUCCUCGCGCAUCCGCUCCAUCCAAUCCUCCAUGACCCACCGCGCCCUCUCCCUCCUCUCGCUCACCUCACCCUCUCUGAUCCUCGACGUCGGCUGCGGCUCCGGCCUGAGUGGUGAAAUCCUCUCCGAACCCGCGCCCGACACGCCGGGUGGCCCACACGUCUGGAUCGGCUUCGACAUCAGCGCGUCGAUGCUGGGCGUCGCGCUAGAAAAGGACGUCGAGGGCGACCUACUACUUGCCGAUGCGGGACAAGGUGUGCCGUUCCGGCCGGGCACGUUUGAUGCGGCAAUUAGCAUCAGUGCGGUGCAGUGGCUGUGUCAGGCGGAGAGCAGUGAGGAGUGGGACACGCCUGCGGCACGGCUGUCAAGGUUUUUCAACGGCUUGUAUGCGAGUUUGAGGAGGGGCGGGAGAGCCGUGUGUCAGUUCUAUCCGAAGAAUGAGGAGCAGAAGAAGAUGGUUAGUCAGGCGGCGAUUAAGGCAGGGUUUGGCGCGGGAUUGUUGCUAGACGACGAGGGCACGAAGAAUGCGAAAACGUAUUUGGUGCUGACGGUGGGCGGUGGGGAGGUGGAUGGGGAUAUCAGUGGUGUGGUGAGGGGCAUGGAUGGCGUGGAUGUGGAGGAUGCGAGGCGGAGACAGAGGGGGAUGAAGCGGGGCGAGGAGAAGAAGGGCAGCAAGGCGUGGAUCUUGAAGAAGAAGGACCAGAUGGAGAAGCAGGGCAAGGUUGUCAAGGCGACGUCCAAGUACACGGGCAGGAAGCGGAGGAUCCAGUUCUAG
This is a messenger RNA of Parastagonospora nodorum SN15, 846 nucleotides long. RefSeq lists its product as hypothetical. The record is from RefSeq and is a predicted model, not a curated record. Gene Ontology annotation, cellular component: nucleolus. Bases 1 to 846 code for a protein of 281 amino acids. Gene Ontology annotation, biological process: rRNA (guanine-N7)-methylation. Lineage: Eukaryota; Fungi; Ascomycota; Dothideomycetes; Pleosporales; Phaeosphaeriaceae. The transcript is spliced from 2 exons. Gene Ontology annotation, molecular function: rRNA (guanine) methyltransferase activity.